Oxyura jamaicensis (ruddy duck) is the source of this 3525-nucleotide messenger RNA. It is a transcript of the gene FBH1, whose product is annotated as F-box DNA helicase 1. Gene Ontology annotation, biological process: double-strand break repair via homologous recombination; replication fork processing. Bases 1 to 3117 code for a protein of 1038 amino acids. The transcript has 21 exons. NCBI's taxonomy places the organism in Eukaryota, Metazoa, Chordata, Aves, Anseriformes, Anatidae. The record is from RefSeq and is a predicted model, not a curated record. Gene Ontology annotation, cellular component: nucleus. Gene Ontology annotation, molecular function: 3'-5' DNA helicase activity; ATP binding; hydrolase activity.
AUGUGGACGUCUGCGCAUUCCUCUCUGCUCACCGUUUUCUUUCUCCUUGUUUUUCAUGCUGGCAAAGCAGUGAAGCGAUUCAAAAAGCUGCACUUCAUGGCUGGCGACUGCAGAGCUUUCGCACAGAGCGCCGAAGGUUUGUCCUCCCUGACGCAGCCCCUGAGUCAAAAACACAGCAGCCGGGACCUCAGCAGGAGCCUCCAGCCCAGCCAGCAGGGAAGGAGGCAUCGGAAAGCCCAAGGGCAGCAGAAGAGCAUCACGGAUUACUUCAAGAUCUCCCAGACACAGCAAGUACGCGGGGAAAAGAACGUAAGAGUGAAGGAAGAGCUGCUGGACCCUGUUUUCCUCGAAGCCGAUGAGUCUUUCAGCAGCGUCUCCACUUUGCUGGAGGCCGGUGGUGGUUCAUCCUCCUUUCUGGAGGACGAGGACUUUGUACCCGCUCCCAGGAAAAGCUCCAGAAAACGGCCUCGGUCCACCGCAGCUGCAGGCAGACCCAAGAGAGAGCACGAUCUGUGGGGUGAGCCUGAGCAGAAGCCGGCGGUUCACCCCGAACGCGGCCAAAUCAAGCCCGAACUCGAUGAUGUCGAGGUGGAACCGAUCCCUGAUGCAUACUACGGGCUCCUGGGGACUCGCAGCUGGGAGGUGCCUCAGGGAAGCAUCAAAGAUCUCCCCGCUGAAGUCCUGAGGAACGUCUUCGCUUUCCUGCCGGUGCCUGACCUGUUUCAGAGCGUCAGCCUGGUGUGUCGCUGCUGGAGGGAUGUGGUCAGCGAUCCGCUGUUCAUUCCUUGGAAGAAGCUGUACCACCGGUACCUGAUGAAGGAGGACGUGGCCCUGCGCACGGUUGAGCAGAUCCUGCAGGAUUUUGCCAUAACAAAGCAGCAUGAAGGGGCUGUCCUGGGGCUGAUCAGGUACGUCUCCGCCGUUCCCACCAACAGGAAGGUAGAUCCCGGCGUGGUUCUCCCACUCCUGAGGAGUCAUCACCUCUUCUCCCAGGCCGAGGUCUGCAUCGCCAACACGCUGCCACACUUACGGAGCAGGACGGGGCCUGAGAACGUGUGGGCCAUAAUCACAGCUAUGGUGCUUUUCUCCGACAACAUCCGCGAUAUCCAAAAGCUGAUAGCAUGUCUGCAGAGACCCUGCUCCGCCCUGUCCGUCGUGGACGUGACCGAGAUACUUUACUGCAUAGCCACGCUGCUGUAUGCCAUGAGAGAGAAGAGCAUUGCCAUCACUAACAGGAUCCAUUACAAUGUUUUCUACUGCUUGUAUCUGAUGGAAAAUGCUUCAGUAACUAUGCCAGAGAUGAUACAAGAGGAAACACGGUCUUCACAGUGCAGACAGGACUUCUGGUCCAGUAGUUUGUCCGAAGUGAAACUGACUCACGAACAGCGAAGGAUUUUGAAUCACAAAAUUGAGCGUGGCCAAGUGGUGAAAAUUAUGGCGUUUGCAGGUACAGGAAAGACCUCGACUUUGGCCAAGUACGCGGAGAAGUUUGCCGACCUCAACUUCCUUUACGUGUCGUUUAGCAAAGCUGUUGUGGAGAGGGGAAAAUCUGUCUUCCCCAGAAACGUUGAGUGCAGGACUUUCCAUUCAUUAGCAUUUGGAAGCGUUGGCAAAUACUAUAAAGAAAAAGGCAAGCUGAACAUGUCUAAGCUGACAGCUUAUACCAUGAGCUUCCUCAUCCGGAACCGUGAUGGGCAGUCUCGGGUCAUAAGAGGAAAAACAGUCUUGCAGACCCUCGAAAACUUCUUUUCCUCUUCGGACGAAGAGAUCUGUGAAGAGCACACUCCUAUUUGGUUCAUAAACACCCACGGAGAGAAAAAACUCGUCAGCCGAGAAGAAAAGGAGAUCAACGUGGAAGAAGCAAAAGAGAUAUGGCGCAACAUGAAGGACCUGAACGGAGAUGUAGAGAAGAAAUACAAGAUAACUUGUGAUGGUUAUUUGAAACUCUGGCAGCUCAGUAAGCCUCAGCUUUCAGGAUACGAUGCCAUUUUUGUUGAUGAAGCGCAGGACUGCACCCCAGCCAUCGUGGAUGUUGUGCUCUCACAGACGUGUGGGAUAAUCCUCGUAGGAGACCCUCACCAGCAGAUCUAUAGCUUCCGAGGCGCCGUCAAUACCCUCUACACGGUGCCUCACACCCACAUCUACUACCUGACCCAGAGUUUCAGAUUCGGUCCUGAAAUAGCUUACGUUGGAGCAACCAUUCUGGAUGUCUGCAAGAGCGUCAGGAAUAAGACGUUAGUGGGUGGAAACCAAGAGGGUGAUGUGAGAGGCAGCAUGAAAGGGAAGAUAACAAUCCUAUCACGAAGCAAUUUUAAUGUGUUCGAGGAUGCUGUGAGGCUCACUGGGAGACAGCGGCAGGUUAAAAUCCGCGUGAUUGGGGGGCUUGCCUGUUUUGGCCUGAGCAGGAUUUAUGAUAUUUGGAAGCUCAGUCAACCCGCAGACGAGCGGAAGAAAGCAAACCUUGUCAUAAACGACCCCUUUAUCCGAAGAUGGGAGGAAACCAAGGGCUUCAUCGGGUUGAAGGACUACGCAACACGCAUCGAUGACAAGGAGCUGCAAGUGAAGAUUGCGAUAGUGGAGAAAUACAAAGAGAGGAUGCCUGAGCUGGUGCAGAAGAUUGAGAGCCGCCACGUGUCACGAGAAGCUGCGGCAGAUUACAUCAUAGGCACUGUCCACCAAGCCAAAGGCCUGGAGUUUGAUACGGUGCUGGUUGCGGAUGACUUCGUCGGCACGCUGAACGCCGUUCGCGACGACGGAAUACCGAACGCCCUUAUCGGCAUGUAUCCUGAGGAUGAAUGGAACCUGCUCUACGUGGCGGUGACACGUGCAAAGAAAUGUUUGUUAAUGUCCAAGUCCCUGAAGAUUAUUUUGGCGUUGGCUGGGGAGCAUUUCCUUCGCGUGGAGCUGUUGAGCAAGGCUGCGAAGGAUGGGGCUGCAGUCACCUGUUCUGUGCCACAGUGCGCGCAGCCCCUGCAGUCCAGGCUGGUUGUGAAGAGGCUGCCUUUGACUUACAGCAAUGGCAGCACGGAUGCAGGUGGGUACCUUUGCUACUCGUGUGCGCAGAAGCGUUUUGGAACCAUGACAUCUCUGGCCUCCUUCCCAGCACUUCAGGAAUAACACAUCCUGACGUAAUGAAGCCUUCCGGCUCCAAAAGCCCUUGCUUCACCCUGGAGCCAUUCUGGCCAGUUUUCACAUCCAGGCUCCUUAUCAGGUGGAUUUUGGGAGCAGGAUUUUGGACCAGCUCCAGGAGGAAUCUUCCAGGUCCUCUGCAAGGAGGCGCAAGACUUUUUCUCAAGCCCUCCUUCAGGAGCUGGUCAGCAUGGCCUGCACCAUUGCACAGAAGAAUAUUCACAGUGUAAACUCUACAGGACAGGACUGCUGUUUUUUCAUUUGAGCAUUACCAUCCAUUCCUCUGUCACCAGGAAAAUACUCCCAGUGACAAAGCUGCUGGGGUUUUCCUGACUCUUCCGUCACAUCGUACCUCAGGAAAAUCCUUCUCACCCAACAGAGGAGGAAUGUGAUGCC